Molecule: messenger RNA, 2536 nt
Organism: Rubroshorea leprosula
Lineage: Eukaryota; Viridiplantae; Streptophyta; Magnoliopsida; Malvales; Dipterocarpaceae
Source: the annotation of a GenBank genome assembly
UCGCUCUCUCUCCGUUCGCUCCAUUUCUCUCUCUCUGGAGAACUUUAAAGCAAAAAUCUCAAAAAAAUUUCCAAAAAAAUUUAAUAAAUCUUAAAAUUUAUUGACACUGAAGAACAAUCUCUAGCAGUAUUUAAUUUUGGAUUCUCGGAAGUAAUUCUGCUCAGAAUCUUGGUUUUCGUUUCCCAUUUUAUCGGAUUUUUUUUGGUUUUUUCUUUUUUGGGUGGGAGAUAACUGAAAUGGCGACGGCGGCUGUUGCAGCGGCUCCAGUGGCGGCAGUUCCGGCGGGGGUUUACGGGAAUGCAUCGCUAUACGUGGGGGAUCUGGACCCGAGCGUGGAUGAGGGACAAUUAUACGAUCUGUUUGGACAGGUGGCUCAGGUGUUGUCCAUUAGGGUUUGCAGGGAUCAGAACAAGAGAUCCUCGCUCGGUUACGCUUAUGUCAAUUAUGGAAAUCCUCAAGACGCUGCUACUGCCAGGGAACUUCUGAACUUCACUCUUAUCAAUGGAAAACCUAUCAGGAUCAUGUUCUCUCACCGGGAUCCCAGUGUUCGGAAGAGUGGAUAUGCCAAUGUUUUUAUCAAGAACCUUGAUACCACGAUUGACAACAAGGCAUUGCAUGACACUUUUGCUAUUUUUGGGACUGUAGUCUCUUGCAAGGUGGCCACUGAUAGCAAUGGCCAAUCUAGAGGGUUUGGCUUUGUACAGUUUGAAAGUGAGGAAGCUGCACAAACUGCAAUUAAGCAGUUAAAUGGUAUGCUGAUAAAUGAUAAACAAGUUUACGUUGGACAACAUGUUCGACGACAUGAGAGGGUGCAGUCAAAUGUUUCACUGAAGUUCACUAAUGUUUAUGUUAAGAAUUUGUCUGAAACAACUACUGAUGAGGACCUUAAGAAAGUUUUUGGAACUUGUGGUGCAAUCACCAGUGCAGUUGUUAUGAAGGACCAAAAUGGGAGGUCCAGAUGUUUUGGUUUUGUGAACUUUGAGAGUCCAGAUGCUGCUGUUGCUGCUGUUGAGAUGUUGAAUGGGACCACAAAUGAUGACACGGUGUGGUAUGUUGGAAGGGCUCAAAGGAAAGCAGAAAGGGAAGCAGAGUUAAAAGCCAAAUUUGAACAGGAAAGGAUCAGCAGAUUUGAAAAACUACAAGGUGCUAAUUUGUAUAUAAAAAAUCUUGAUGACAGCAUAAAUGAUGAAAAAUUGAAGGAGUUAUUCUCUCCUUUUGGAACUAUUACAUCAUGCAAGGUUAUGCUUGACCAGCAAGGGAUUAGUAAGGGCACCGGUUUUGUUGCAUUUUCUACUCCUGAGGAUGCCACAAAAGCUUUGCAUGAAAUGAAUGGAAAGAUUAUGGGAAAAAAACCUCUGUAUGUUGCUGUGGCUCAACGCAAAGAGGAAAGGAAGGCUCAGCUGCAGGCACAUUUUUCUCAACUCCGUGCACGUGGGCCAAUAUCACCAUUGGCUUCAGGAAUUCCUGGAUUCCAUCCUACAGCUCCUAGGCUUGGUCUUCAGCAGCUCUAUUUUGGCCAUAGUACUCCAGGUUUGAUACCACACCAGCCUGCAGGGUAUGGAUUCCAGCAGCAGCUGUUGCCUGGCAUGCGUCCUGGUGUGCCAAAUUUUAUUGUGCCAUACAACGCUCAACGACAAGUACAUCCAGGACAGAGGAUGGGUGUUCGUCGUGGAGGAAACCCCCAACAGAUGCAGCAGCAACAGAUGCUGCACCGUAAUACCAACCAAGGGUUUAGAUAUACGGCCAGUGGAAGAAAUGGCAUGGACCCAGCUAUGGUUUCCCAAGGCCUGAUGGGACCUAUUAUGCCUGUCCCAUUUGAAGUAUCAGCAAUGCCUGCCGCACCGAUUGAUGUCCAUCGACCUGGAUCACUCCUUUCAACACUUACAACUGCUUUAGCUUCUGCUUCCCCUGAGAAUCGUACUAUGAUGCUGGGUGAGCAGCUUUUCCCACUGGUGCAGCGUCUUGAACCACAGCAUGUGGCAAAGGUGACUGGGAUGCUGCUGGAAAUGGACCAAAAUGAGGUGCUCCAUCUGUUGGAGUCUCCAGAUGCUCUUAAGGAGAAAGUGGCCGAGGCAAUGACUGUCCUUCAAGAAAAUGCUGUGACAGUACCUGAUGUUAGCAAUGAUUUGGGCUCAUUGUCACUGAAUGAAUAAACUGCUCCUGAUUCUUAUCGGUAAACAUAUAUAAUAUAGGAUUCAAUUUUGUUCUUUUGAAAUCAAUUCUUUUGGGGAUUUUUCCUAAACUGAUAUUUAGGAUAUGUUUGGUUUUAAAGACCUUUUUAAGUAUUUAGAAUUGUUGUCAAUCUUUCUAUAUCUGUAGACCACAUCAUUCCUAUGGACAUAUAAUAUUGGAUUUGAUUUGAGACUCAAUCUUUCAUUCUGUUUGUGGAAUGGUGAUGAUUGUAUUCAUGUUUUUAUAUGCUCUGUAUAUGAUGCAUAUCUGCAAGCUCUAAGCUCUGCCCAUCUUAAGAAUCUCAUGUCAUCAUCUAAACAAGCUUGUUGCUUUCACUUUUAGCUAGAUAUUGCAUGAUUUGCAU